Molecule: messenger RNA, 6418 nt
Organism: Wyeomyia smithii (pitcher-plant mosquito)
Lineage: Eukaryota; Metazoa; Arthropoda; Insecta; Diptera; Culicidae
Product: zinc finger protein sens
Exons: 7
Coding region: 2467-4587 (706 amino acids)
Biological process (GO): regulation of transcription by RNA polymerase II; cell fate commitment
Cellular component (GO): nucleus; cytoplasm
Molecular function (GO): RNA polymerase II cis-regulatory region sequence-specific DNA binding; histone deacetylase binding; DNA-binding transcription factor activity
Source: RefSeq, a predicted model, not a curated record
CUGUAUUACUCGGUCAGUCGGUCUAGAGGUACGACAUCAACAUAACGUUUUUUCAGCGCGACACCGCUGUACUGCUGCUCGUUGUUGUGCUGUCCGCACCCGUCCCGGCCACGGGGGAGAAAGAAUAUACACCAAUCGGGUCCUGUCCGACCGUACACCGUAGGGUCCGGAGCAGCGCACUUUCGAUCACCGUCGGGUUUCGCUCUCAUUCGAUGUGAUCGUGAUUGUGACAAAAGUAGUGUGAUUUGCCGCCGGCUUGCGCAAUAGGGACCUUCGAUUUCUACCGGAAUUUCAACGAAAAAGCUGAGCGAGUGAAUAAGUGACGAACCUGCCGGUUGUGGAAAUUUCCACUAUUCUAGCCGGUGUUCAAGUGACUGGUGCUUUCUUUUAACAAGCCAAACUGUGGCUUCCAGCAGACAAGUAAAAAAUUCACCACCUGAUGAGGAAUUGUGUUGUUUCAAACAUUUCAGUGCAAUUCUUAGACCACAAAAAAAUUGAAAGAUUGCACUAGCAGUGAUAAUACUCGGUGAAAAUAAGGCUGUAAAAAAGCACUCCGUUGCGGUGGUGAUUGUGAUCGUACGAAAAAAAACCCAAACCCCAAAGGAUCAGUCAAUUGCACCGAAGCAAAACAGUUUAGUGAAAGAGGCGCAACGUGAAACACGGCGUCGAAAAAAAACGUAGAUCAUUAAUUAAUUUUACUCUGUCGAGUGGAAAAUCAUAUGUAAAUUUCUUGCACGGGGUAGUGUGUGGGCCUCCGUUAGACGAAAGAAGCCCAAGCUGCGCAAAAAAAAAAACAACAACAACAUCAGCAAAAAAAAGUCUAGGCACAAGUUACUAACAGUUGCAGCAGCGCCCCUAGUCGGUAAAGUGUAGAGUAAACAUACAUACAUUCAGUCCGCAACCCAGGGGGGAACGAAACGGGGAAAGACGACGGUCGGUGAAAAGUUUGAUGCAAGAUAACGCCGAUGGCCGCAGCCGCCACCACCGGAUGGUGAAGAGAUGCCAUCGGGAAAACCCCUCGGUCGGAGAAUCGCAACCGAAACUGCAGUCGGCCGCCGCAGCAGUUGCCGGAGAGAGCGCUAGAAGUGGGUGAAAAAUUCCGACUGGCGACAGAAUUGCAACCCUACUAGCGGGUGUUAGAUUGUGAUGGUGUGAGUUUUCCUUUAUAGCUCGGUUGUUGUUGUGCAUGAUUUUUUUUUUUUGCUUCUAUGCACCCGCGUCUCUCUGGUUAGCCGGAUUUGAAGAGGUGAAAACGGAAACAAGUGAGACAAAAUUCGUGUGAUUAUCCAUCUGCUGGCUGGUCGUGGUGAUGAUGUUGAUGAUAAUAAUGAUGAUGAUGAUGAUGAUGAUGCUGCGGCAGUGAUUGACCACGAGAAGCGCGCGAUAGUGUAGAGGAAAAGAUCGCUUAACGCUUCGGUUUGGUGAUGUGAGUUUUUAUAUUUUUUUUUGCACAAGGCUAGGUAAAAAAAGGAAACAAGCUAGCGAAAAUAAAAGCAACCUAUUUACAGUUUUAGCCCGCCGAGAGAUGAAAUAUUUGAGGUAAUAUAGUGGCAUUUGACAAGUGAGUGAAGCAAGAAUUGUGAAAGCAUAACGCGGAUGGAUUAGUAAGAGUGAAAACGACAAAGAAUAUAGCGAGAAAACAGCGCUGCGCGGUGCACACAGCGACGGAUUUACUUUUGACAUUUCACCAAAGAAGAGCAAAACUGAUUCAGCUUUGGAAUUUGGUGCUCCAGCUUAGCAAACAAGCAGACACAGUGUUGGAACUUUCGUCGUGUCGUCGUUUUUUUUUCUGGUCUUUGCCUUCGGAGCCCUGCUGCCACUGGCUGCUACAAUCCUAAUCAGGUUGGUGCGUGCAAUUGCGAUAUUCAAAUGGUUUCGUGUCUGGACUGGUUUCUGGCCUUAGAGACCUACAACAGCCAAGGAGUAUUCAAAAUGACAACUUCUGAUCUCAUUUGUUGUAAUUUGCUGACCGUCUUGCUCAACCGACGGCCGUCAGUAGAUCAGCACCAAUUUUAAUCAAGAUCACGCAAUGUCACCCAGUUAGUUGAGCACACCCCUCGCACCUACAAGCAUAUUGGAGCGAUCAACGAAAAAUGCUUCACUGCCGCUCUUUGGCUGUCGAAAUCGAAAUCCUACCAGCAGCGCACCCUAUCCGGUGCACCACCAGCCACGUUCAUCCGUUGUCGUCCCGGACCGCAACCAAUUUCCUCGAUAACCUCGAAUCGAACCGGCGACGGUCUGCGGGAACUCCCCAGUGCAAUUUUAAAACGUUUAAAUUUGCGCCAAUCUCAGCCCAUUACUGCGCGCAUUAGUUCCUGGGACAUGGAACGACGAAAUUGGACCAUCGGUUAGGGUCUGUGUUUGUGUUUAUUUUUAUUUGCUUCUUUCUUCCCCUCUCUGUGUUGCUCUCUCGUUCUCUCACUCGCUCGGAUUGUCGUGGCAAGCAAAGUGCAAUCGAACAUAUUUAUGUUGAAAAUCAUCUCGAAUGGCAUAAUGACUUCAUCGGGUAUGGACAUAAGUGAAUCGUUUCGGCCUGAAGAUCUGGGAAAAACGGAUUUUUUCGAUUUUGUGACGACCGGUUCGGGGACGGCGGAAAUGACGGUCAAUGGCAGCACGGGUGGCAGUUCUUCCAGCAGUGCGAACGGAGUUACUACGGCAAGAGACCGACCCCCUUCUGGAGUUCGACCGGGAACUGGAGAUGCUGGUGGCACAGGUAGCAACCGAAGCGGUCCGGAGUCCAUUAAUGGUGGUGCGACGAGUCAAAGUGGCGAGCAGACGACGGGAAGCGGGAGCAGCGGGUCUGGCUCCAGAGCCAAUGUUGGCAACAAUGGCAACGGCAAUAAUCAACCAUUGCAAGGAUUCGACCAGUUCUGGGGACCCGACAAGGAUGUCAAUCGGCUGGAUCAGUCGAUGUUCGACGACAUCAAUCGAUACUGCUGGAUUCAGCAGCAACACAGCGGACCUGGACAACCGAGCGGAGCCGGUACGGUCAGCAAUUCCGUGACCGACACCGAUGGACAGAUCUACACAUUGACAGUAUUAAACGGAGCUCCGGAACCAUGGGUUCUAAGAAAGGACCCAAGUGCUUCGGAGCCACCUCCUCCUGCCGCGAAUCUAGACCUCGACACGAUACUGGGAGGUUUUCCGGGUUACGUUAAAACGGAAUGCUUCUCGUACGAUGACAGUGGCUUCGGCACCGAUCAUCACGGUAAGGAGGAUCCUCAGCAUCAGCAGCAGCAGCAGCAUCUUCUAAACCAGCAACAACAACAGCAGCACCUUCAUCAGCAAGUACAACAAAUACCCGUGACAUCCACCAACAUUGUGCUCUCGAAUAGCCUGAUGGAUCCGAACAGUGUGAUAGCUUAUCAGAACAAUAACAAUGACUGGCAGAUGUCAGAUCAUAACGUGGUAGAGCACGAAACGCCGGAAUCAUUGCUGCGGAGUGCAUUGCAAGGAAAAGGUUACACUAAGGGGACUGCCGUUCAGCUACAGAAUGGCAUCACCGUGAUUCCGGCCGGUCAGAUCAAGGAGGAAGAGCUACGAAGAGUCCUGUACACUGGAGAGCCAGAUUCUCUAGCCUACGCGGACUCCACCCUUGCAAAUCCUCUCUUCGAUGAGACCGCUCUGCACUCGCCUAGCUCGAAUAACCCGCAGCAUCAAGCUCACCCGGCUACGGUUGGCGAUCUCGGCUCUGGUGUCGUCGUCGACGACAUGUUUCUCACCCUCGAUUCGGCCUUCACCGAAGACUACGAAAAACUGAAGCGGAUCGCCACCGAAGUUCAGCAAUUCUGCACCGACAAUAACAACUACACCGAAAUAAUCGUGGAAUCCGCUGCCAUUAACCAACAUCAGAACCCUAGCCUAAUCAGUAGCAAUAACGGAAACAGCAAUCUAGUGAUAUCGAGUGCCAACCAGCACGCAAUAUCGACGACCACCUCGUCAGACGUGGUGACAACGACAUCCACGGCAAAAGUCAAAGCCCCGCGAACAUCCAAGAAGUACAAGCGAUCUCUAAACAGUGGUGCCAACACUACUUCCACCAACAGUAACAGCAGCAGCAGCAGUAGCAUAGCCAACAACAACAAUAACAGCAGCAUGAGUAACCUCAACACAACGCCUGCCUCGAUUCUCAGUACGACGAAUCACGGUAGCAGCAAUCCAAGUCCCACGCACUGCAAUGGCCAACGAAAGGAACGUUCACUGCACUACUGUUCGAUCUGCUCGAAGGGUUUCAAAGACAAGUACUCCGUGAAUGUCCAUAUCAGGACCCACACGGGCGAGAAACCGUUUGCCUGUUCGCUAUGUGGCAAAAGUUUCCGCCAGAAGGCACAUCUAGCGAAACACUACCAAACCCAUAUGGCACAGAAGAACCCCUCCGGUAGUGUUAAAGCCAGCAAACAAAACCGCGCAGCAACGGAUCAAGCCUCGGCAGCUGCCACAGCAGCUGCAUCCAACACUGCCAUCCACCUGCAGCCACCUCCCAACCAGCUGACACCCACAGUACCCCCGCCACUGAUUGGCCAAUCGCAAUCACCUUCAGCGACGUCGAUCCUACUGAACACUGCCGCCAUCGUUGCAAGCCGGUAAUACUCUAAACGCUCGUUUCUUGACUCAUCACCAGAGCAUUUCCUUCGAAUUCCAAUUCAAUUUUCGUUCACAUCGUUCGCGGUCUGUCUCUUAUCUGUGUAACAGAAAACCAACGAUUCCAAAAUUUAAACCCUUCUGUUCCCGUACCAAAAUCCAGCAUUUCGACACCAGCAGAAAGAGACAAUCGAUAGAGAGAGAAAAAAUUAAUCAAAAAUCACUACCACAGAUCUGAAGAACAAAAAUUGACGUUCCUAUUUUAUUGUAUUUAACCAGCCGCGUUGCGCCGAACCUAAUUGUACUCUUAGUUGCUAGAAACGUUGUGUGAUAUGAUAAACAGUGACAAUCGAAGUAAUCAAAUUAGAUUCAAAAUCGGCGGGAAAAAACUUUGCCCUCUUACUCGACCUGACCGGUGUUGCCAGGUUUCCCAGCCCUACAUUAUAUUCGUUGAGGUUCGAUCUUGCUCCCGCUGCUCUUGCAAAGUGCAGCAGCUCUCGGACACGUGAAACGUCAAAUAAUCGAGAGGACGAAAAGAAAAGAAAACAAAAAACUAACAUGUUGAAAUUUCUACUGUGAUGUUUUUUUCCCCUUCCUGCGUUUUGGCACAAAAAAGAAAAAAAAUCCCAAUAACUUAAUUUACUCGAUCAACGUUCAACAAACGUACUAUAUAACGUUAAGUUUGAGUUAAGCAGCCAGCUUCUGUCCAUUCUUGCCAUUUUUUAUAGGAGCAUACGUGAAACGUGCAGCAAACUUAGUGCUUUAUAUACUCACAAACACAAAUACACACAACAAAUAAGCAAACAAACAAAAGAAAACAAUCAAUUACGAUACUGCUCUACUGUUCAAUACUAAUUAGAUUUACGCUAGCAUAGCAAGUAAGUGUAUAGAGAGAAAGAGAAAACCAGCAACAAUUUGUAAAUAAGUUAAAUUUGACUCAAAACUGAGAAUAGACAAGAUUUUUUUUCUUCGAGAUUUAACCUUCACAGUAGCAAACAAAGAGAGCAAAAAAAGGAGAAUUUGUUUUGUUUAUCUUAUUUUGGAUUUGUUCACCAAAAAAGACGCACAAACCGAAAAACGCAUGGUUACCGAACCCAUUUUGUGUUUCGUUUUACUUUUUUUUUCUUCGUUCACUUUCCUGAGAUUAUACUCUUACAUUGAGAUUAUUGGAUGACCGAUUCGUUUCUUAUUUCAUUUUGUUUUGUUUAGUUUAUUUGAAUAGCCGUCACGAUGCAAUAUGCUGUACACACAAUGGUUAGUGAAAACAUGAGAUUGUUGAUUUUUUUUUAUGGGAAACAGUAACAGAACGAAUAAAAUGCAAUGUCUUUGUUAGAGACCCAAACCCGAAAGUUACGUGAAAUUGUUUAUCUAGAAUAUUUUGUUUGUUAGCGUUUGACGGAAGAAAAAUAAAGGAAAAAAAACGAAAGAAAUACUAGAAUAAAGCAGAGAUACGUAUUUCAUCUGUUAUAGUUGAAAGUUAUUUAAAUCUGGUUACACUGUAAGUGAUAUUGUUUAGACAAAUAUAUAGUUUAUAUUUUUAUUACAAAAAGAAAGGUAUAUUUUUAAAUCCAAUCUGUACGUGUUUUUUGUAACGCUAUCUGUUAAAUUGUUUAGAAGAUAUUUUUACUUUCCUUUGAUCUACACCCAAUAAUCGUGGCGCACAGUCGCGUAAUUUGUAAAGGUUUUUCACCCGUAAAAUACGCAUAGUAAAAUAUUUGUAGUAAGCAUAUCGUCCUGUAAAACGUUCUCUACAUUCCUAGUUUAAUAUUUGCCAAUUGUCGCAACUACAACAACAACAAAACCAUCAAUAAAAGUGUUUGUUCAUCGGACAAUUCAA